AUGCACAAGACGACAGAAAGAGUGUUGAAAAUGAGGGAUGGAGAUUUUGGAACAACUAGAAGCAAUGGAACAUUUCCUCUCAUGAUUUCAUGUCAGAUGUGGGGAAGUGGUAAAUCUUACCUUGGCAUCAAUUUUUUGAAAGCAGCUCUCCAAAACAAAAUCGAGUGCUCUGACGAGUUUCGAAAUUUGAAGUACCUGCUCAUCGACUCGUCCCAGUUCUCUAAAUUCACAACCAACUAUGACGAAUCAGUGUGGGUUGGAUCCUUCCAAAAGGCUAUUAUGCAAGCCGUCUCCCAAUUGUCAAAGAUUGUGGUACCAGAGUCAACCGAUUUCCAUGACUUUUGUAAAAGAGAGGCACGAGGUUUCUUUUUUCACAUCGACGAGCUGGAGGCGACAUAUCAUUCUGAUUAUCAAAUGAAUCCAUCGAAAACAAUCACUAUUUUGUCCGAUUUCCUCUGGAAACCCUGUGUACAUCUCAGGAAAGUCGUCUCUUCUCUACUCAAUGGGUCGUGGUUUAUUUUCUAA
Cavenderia fasciculata is the source of this 525-nucleotide messenger RNA. RefSeq lists its product as uncharacterized. The coding region runs from base 1 to 525 and encodes 174 amino acids. The record is from RefSeq and is a predicted model, not a curated record. The transcript has 2 exons. NCBI's taxonomy places the organism in Eukaryota, Evosea, Eumycetozoa, Acytosteliales, Cavenderiaceae.